Cetraspora pellucida is the source of this 2979-nucleotide messenger RNA. NCBI's taxonomy places the organism in Eukaryota, Fungi, Glomeromycota, Glomeromycetes, Diversisporales, Gigasporaceae. The record is from the annotation of a GenBank genome assembly.
AUGGCUAUACUGACAUUAUGGUAUCUUCAAGCAUAUCGUUCAGACUUAUCUGCCAAUCCAUCUUCACCUGCCUUCACAGUAUGUAAACGCGUACUAAACAAAUGUCAAGCACUAGUAUUUAACGGAAAGCAAGAUGAGAAUGAUAAAGUUACUACUGUUCCUGGAACACGAGAAAUGUUUCCACGACAAGUUCGUGAGAAUUCUUUCCCUGCUUUUGUUGGGAUUGGUGCGAUGCUUGCUGGUAUCGCUGCACCAAUGCUAACAAAGAGUGCUGGACAAAUUGCUAUAGCACAAGGAAGACGAACAAGAACUUUUAGUAACGUUGCAGGUGGGAUUGCUAGGAGACGUACUCAUGCUGGGAAUGUUCGGACUCCUAAACAAUCCGAGUUUCCAAAUGACAAUAUAUCAAAUGAAGAUUCUAUUCAACUUUUGAAUGACGAUUCAACAAUGUCGAAAAAGAAAGAUAAACAAUUAAAUGAAGAUUUGUAUCACAAGAACAAAAGCAAUGAGUCACCAGAAAUCCGGAUUGACUUAGCGUCAUCAACAAAAGAUGUACUUGUGGCUGAGGAUAUCAAAAAUAAGAUACAUCUAAUUAAAGAUGAACAAGACGUCUCUAAGAUUAAUGGACAAUCCAAACCAAAAUUUAUCAAAGGUCAUAAGAAAAGUUUAUCACGAUCAGCUUCUUCAUCUCUUCCACACAGACAUAAUGGACUGAGCAGUGCUAUGUUUACAUCCCCAUCACUUGAUGAUUUGCAAAAGGGAAGUGCUUUUUCAGUGAAGCAAUAUUCAAAACCUCGACCACAAUCUGCAGAUUUUCCGUUAUCUAGUGUUGAACAGGAUGGUUAUUAUGACGACGAUGAUAUAGAUAUUUUCGAUCCUACUUUAUUAGAUGAAUUGGAAGAUUAUAGUCCUGAACGGCGAAGGCGUCUUCUCAAGGGAAAUUAUUUUCAAUCAGAACCGCAAUUCCUAUUAGCACUUCAAGAUAUUUCAACAAGAUUAAUUAUUGUUCCGCGAGAAGCAAGGCAAAGCACUUUAAGAGCUGAAUUGACAUUAUUAAAUCAUAAUUUACCAGCAGAAAUCUGCAUACCAUUAUGGUGCCCUGCAACUGCUGAGAAUCCAUGUCAUCAUCGUGUAGUCAGGAUAUCGCCGGCUGAUGCAGUGGUGUUAAACUCAGCUGAACGGGUACCUUAUUUAUUAAUGGUAGAAGUCCUUGAAGGGGAAACGAAUUUUGAUAUGUCCAGAAUGCAAGCUCAAAAAUCAUUAAACCGUUUACUUCAUGAUGAAAAACGGAAAAAAAGCUCUACUGAUACUUCAAUAUCAACAGAUGCACCAAAAAAUAAGGACGAUAUAAAUAAAAUAGUUAUAGAACAUUCUGAGGAAUCUACGGAUAGCCUAAAUAAACAAGACACGGAAUGUUCUCAUAAUAAAUUAAAAGACACAUCAGAUGCAAACGAUAACAUUGGCGAAAAACCCAUAGGGAGUGAAUGCAAUUCCACAAAUAAGAGUGAUAGCAUCAAAGCUGAUGAUAUCGGAGAUCCCCCAUUAAUUGCUAAAAUAUCUGCACCUCCACGUAGUUUACCAAAAACACGGUCGUCCAGGCGCACUGCGUCAAUUGACAGGCUCCCACCUCUAAUUUCUCUUGAUGAAAAAGGUGCACAACCCUUGAUAAUUGAGCCUUAUCCACAAACAAUUGAUACUUUAUCACAAUCGAAAGAUGUAUCAUCUGUUCCAUACACCCUUACCACUUCAACUCUACCAGAAUCAAAUAGCCAAUAUUUCAAGCAAGUUAUUAAUCGUCGACAGUCCAAUUCAGCAGAUGAAUUUGCUGAAAGAAUGCGUACAGCUGCAGUCAUGCUUGCGCAAUUGAAUACAGCGCAACAGGUGCGCACAUCUUCCGCUGGUGAAACAAUGCAAAGGACUAGAGCUGAUACUGAAGCAAUAAAGAAAAAAAUAAUUAGUGAAAUGAUGUAUUUAGAGGAACAAAGAAUGUUAAAAAUGACAACUCAGGGUGUUACUAGUGUAGUUGGUAACGGUGAAGGUGGAGGUGAUGAAAUGUUGGAAGACGAAAAACACGUAUUGAUAGCCUUCAAUAAAGAUGAUCCAAGUGCUGCUGUAUUUAGUGAGGAUUGGGAGACAAAAAAGGAACGCAUUCGUAAGUCUUCUCCUUUUGGAAAUCAUUCAAACUGGCGUCUAUUGUCAGUCAUUGUAAAAACUGGCGCAGACUUGCGUCAAGAACAAUUGGCAUGUCAACUGAUUCGUGAAAUGCAGAGAAUAUGGCAAAAAGCUAAAAUUGGCGUAGUACUUGCAACAUCUGACAAUUCAGGAUUGAUAGAAACAAUUCAAAAUACCAUUUCAGUCCAUUCGAUCAAAAAAGAUGCGUAUGCAAAAAGGUUAGAUGAAAAAGGGUUUAUAUUCACUUUAUUUGACUAUUUUGUGAAGACAUAUGGUGAUGUUUCAUCAGAAUCAUAUUUACGUGCUCAAGAUAAUUUUAUGAGAAGUUUGGCAGCUUAUUCUAUUGUUUGUUACAUUUUGCAAGUGAAGGAUCGUCAUAACGGCAAUGUCUUAUUGGAUACCGAAGGCCACUUGAUACAUAUCGAUUUUGGAUUCAUGCUCUCGAAUUCGCCUGGUUCUGUCGGAUUUGAGCUUGCUCCUUUCAAGCUUUCACAGGAGUAUUUGGAUAUUCUUGGUGGGGUAACUAGUAAGAAAUUUACGGAAUUCAAAACGCUGUUCAAACAAGCUUUUCUUGAACUGCGCAAACAUGCUGAUAACUUGAUAUUAUUAGUUGAGAUGAUGUCCAAAGAUUCGAAGCUUCCUUGUUUUCUUUCGGGUUCGGCCUCUCAUCUCCAUGAAAGGUUCCAAGUUCCUCUUACUGAACCGCAGUUUGAUGAAUUUGUUGAAAAGUUGAUUAUGCAAAGUUGUUGUAAUGUGUUUACCCGAUUGUAUGAUACUUUUCAAUAUUACUCUAAUGGAAUUCUAUAA